Achroia grisella is the source of this 1281-nucleotide messenger RNA. It is a transcript of the gene RpIIIC53, whose product is annotated as DNA-directed RNA polymerase III subunit RPC4. Gene Ontology annotation, cellular component: RNA polymerase III complex. Lineage: Eukaryota; Metazoa; Arthropoda; Insecta; Lepidoptera; Pyralidae. The record is from RefSeq and is a predicted model, not a curated record. Gene Ontology annotation, biological process: transcription by RNA polymerase III. The transcript has 9 exons. The coding region runs from base 130 to 1236 and encodes 368 amino acids. Gene Ontology annotation, molecular function: DNA binding.
GUAACUUUUUAUCAGUCAAUGCAGCAUUCCUCUUUUGUCAACAAAUAUGUUUUGAUUUUAAGUCUUCUCUUAAAUUUAUUAUAUUCUGGCAGUCUAAUUACUUUAUUGUAUUGAAAUUAUUUUUUAAAUAUGUCUAAUCCGGACGAUAAGUCUAAUAAAACUAAUGGCUUGGACGCCGACCCUUUACAAAGACUACCAUCAUUCAAGGCACCUCGCGAUCUUACAUUGGGAGCGAACAAACCCAACAAAAAAGUAUUUACCCCUAAUUUGAAUGUAACUAGGAAUAAAAAUAAAGGGCCUUCCGUAAACAUAGCACGAGAUUACAAGAAAGACGACCGAGGGCGAAGAGACCGUAAGCAUGAUCGUAAAAACUUUAGAAAUGGACCCAACAUUAUAAAGUCAGGAGGCGUGUUCUCAGAAGGUUUGGGCAAUUCUGAAAGGUACAACAGUCGCAUAUCAUAUGGCAGGGAUCCCGAGCCUGCUGCAGCAUUACAGAAACCCACAAUAAGGGUGAAGGAUGUCAUCAAAAUUGACAAAGAAUUAGAAGAGCAAAAGAUAAAAUCCGUGGUAGGAGAUAGCAAUUAUGAGGAAGAUGCCAGUGAGGACUUCAAAGAAGUUAUUGAGAAGGACGCCCCCGUCAAACUACCCAUGGACGAUGGAGGCUGUUCGCAAAGCCAGGUGCGGUCCACCGCGAGGGUAAAACAGGAGUUGGAGAUCAAGAGCGAGCCUGGAGACGAUGUAGACUGCGCUAUUGUCGCUGACGAGAGGAAGCCGUUUGUAGAUGUGAAGCAGGAGGCGUAUGAAAAUACUGAUGUGGUUAAUUUGUUGAAGACUGAUCAACCCACGCUUAUAUUGCUACAGUUGCCGGACAGCCUGCCGGGUCGUGGGGGCAGCGUCGACGACGAGGCGCCGCGACGGAAGCACCCCGAGGCCUCCACCUCGGCCGGGGAACACACGGAGGAGAAACCGGUGGAAAACAAAUGUCGCCUGGCGGACUUAGAAGAAGGCCGGAUUGGAAAACUGCUGGUGCAUCGGUCGGGCCGUGUGAGUCUAGCACUUGGUGAUACCAUAUUUGAGGUAUACUCCGGCACCAAACCAGCAUUCUACCAGGAAGCGGUGUCUGUGACUGCUGAUGAUGGAUCACGCUCUGCCAAAAUGGUGGCACUGGGCCCCUUGCAGCACAAGCUGAACCUCGUCCCCAACUGGGAGACCAUGUUCCAAGACUUACCUGUCUAGAACUUACUGUAUAUUAUGUAAAUAUAAUUAUAUUGUUAUAUAUUG